Molecule: messenger RNA, 2079 nt
Organism: Helianthus annuus (common sunflower)
Lineage: Eukaryota; Viridiplantae; Streptophyta; Magnoliopsida; Asterales; Asteraceae
Product: KH domain-containing protein At4g18375
Exons: 7
Coding region: 171-1796 (541 amino acids)
Biological process (GO): regulation of gene expression
Cellular component (GO): cytoplasm; nucleus
Molecular function (GO): mRNA binding
Source: RefSeq, a predicted model, not a curated record
UUUUGUUAUUCAUCGAUUCCGUGCUCGACGUUUGGAUCGAAAGUCAGAAACCCUAGGUUGCCAAAUUUUCUGCACAGGUAUGUGCUCCUAAUCCCCUCUCUCACUUCUACGAGAUUGAUUUGACCUUGCAAUUCGCACAAUUUUCUGCACAGGAACCUUUAUUGCACCACAUGGCUGGACAAAGAAACAGUCAUGGAAAACGUUCACAUUCGCAGUCAGACUACAGGGAUAACGAACGAAGCAAGAGACGUAACAGCGGUGAUGACAGAGGAUUCAACUCUAUAGGUUCAGACGAUACAGUGUACCGCUACUUAUGUCCUAGUAAGAAAAUCGGAAGUAUAAUGGGAAGGGGUGGGGAAAUCGUUAAACAGCUGCGGUCCGAGACUAAGGCGAAGAUUAGAAUCGGUGAUUCAGUUCCGGGGUGCGAUGAACGUGUGGUCACUAUCCACAGCACGAGUGAUGAAACAAAUGAUAUUGAUAUGAGUGAUGAUCGUGUGUGUCCAGCAACAGAUGCGCUUUUCAAGGUGCAUGAGAGAGUUGUUACUGAUGAUCAAGCUGCUGAUAUGGAUAUGGAUGGUGACGGAGCUCCGCAAGUUACGGUUCGCCUCCUUGUGCCAUCAGAUCAGAUUGGAUGUAUUAUUGGAAAAGGUGGACAGGUAGUUCAAAGUAUACGGUCCGAUACUGAUUCUCAGAUUCGGAUUGUGAAAGAUCAUCAUCUUCCUGCUUGUGCAUUAAGCAAUGAUGAGCUCGUGCAGAUAUCUGGCGAAUCCUCGAACGUGAGAAAAGCACUUUUCCAAAUAGCAGCUCGCCUUCACGAUAAUCCGUCACGUUCACAGCACUUGCUUUCGUCUUCAACACCUAACGUUUAUCCAUCUGGCGGUUCACUUAUCGGUGCACCUCCAAUGAUGAGUUUAACGCCAAUGGUCGGUGCUUACGGUGGGUACAAGGGUGAAGGCGGUUUCUACCCUGGACCAAGGGACGAAUCUUCACCACGGGAAUUCUCUCUUCGUUUGAUCUGCCCCACCGCGAACCUCGGUGGCGUAAUCGGGAAGGGCGGUGCUGCAAUUAAUCAAAUUCGGCAGGAAACCGGAGCGGCGAUUAAAGUCGAUAGUUCAAAAGCAGAGGCAGAGACAGAUUGCAUAAUAUCUAUUUCGGCAAAGGAGGUAUUUGAAGACGCAUUUUCUCCGGCUAUUGAGGCUGCGUUACGGUUGCAACCGAAGUGCAGUGAGAGAGUUGAAAGAGAUUCGGGUGUUAUAUCGUAUACGACUCGAUUGCUUGUGCCGAGCUCUCGGAUUGGAUGCCUUAUCGGGAAAGGAGGAGCGAUAAUUUCGGAAAUUAGGAGAAAUAGCAAAGCGAAUGUACGCAUUCUUUCGAAGGAACAACUUCCAAAAGUCGCUGAGGAUGAUGAUGAGAUGGUACAGAUUUCUGCAGAGCUUGAUCUUUCUAAGGAUGCACUGAUACAAGUUACAUCACGUUUGAGGGCAAAUCUGUUUGAAAGAGAAGGGGCAAUGUCUACGUUUGUUCCGGUUCUUCCUUAUCUUCCUGUGGCGCCUGAGGUGCAUGAUGUUCCAAAGUACGACAGUAGAGAUUCUAGAGGUUAUGGGCGAGGAGGACAUGAUGACUCGCCCUCAGCUAAUGAUGGAUAUGGAAGCUAUGGUGGUUUGCAGGGGCGCAGUGGUGGUGAUGUCUACGGAGCUUACGGUAGUUAUUCUUCUGGACGCAGUGGUAGUGCUGGGGGUUCAAGGCACGCCCCUGCUUCUAGAAGGCGGGAGUAUAAUUAUAAUUAUAACUACUGAAGCUGAAGCCUGAAGCCAGCCUAAACAACCAGAAGACCAGUUGAACCGAACCAGUUCUGGCCCACCUUAAGAGGACAACUGAACCAGAAGACCAUGUCCCGACACUAUUUUACCAAGCUUUCGUUUCUUCAUUUCCAUAAAACCUGUGCCUUGAUCAUAUUCCAAACCUUUGACACUUUGUAUUGUUCUCUUUUUUAUUGCAUUGUGUGAAGAUUUUCUGGUCCUUUUGAACCCAUAAGAGGCGCUUUCAAAGACUAAUAUUACUUAUAACUUGUCCAUGCAA